AUGUCAUUGAAUGAGUUUGUACGUAAUCGUGUAGCCUGUAUUCUAGAAUUGACACAGAAUUAUCAGUGGCAGUAUGUGAAAUCGGAAAACAAUCCGGCUGAUGCAUUGUGGAGAGGCCAGUUUCCCGAACAAUUACUAACGAAUCAGCUUUGGUGGAGUGGAUCACCGGAGCUGUGUAAUCCUGGAACACCGAAGCUAUACACAGUAGAAAUAUUAGCUGAUGAAGAUUUACCUGAAAUGCAAGUUACAAAAAAUGUGCUGGCUGCAGUGCAGCAAGAGCCACCGUUUACCUGGAAACGUGUUAGUGAUUUCAGGCGUUUGCGCCGUGCAUGGGCGUACGUGCUGCGAUUUAUCACAAUUAUUAGAACAAAAUCAAAGCUGAGCGGAACAUUUUCGGUAGCAGAGUUGACAGAAGCAUCGCACACUAUUUAUAAGUUGGUGCAACAAGAAUCUUUCCAAGACUUACUAAAGGACCUUAAUACAGGAUCAACGAAGCGAAAUAAAUUCUCAGGUCUUGCGCCCUUUUUGGACUCUGAAGGUAUUAUACGAGUUGGUGGUCGCCUGAAGUAUUCUGCAAUUCCAUAUGAAGGCAAACACCAAAUUUUGUUGCCGCAAAGGCAUGAAGUUACGGAAAUGGUAAUUCGGUAUUUACACGUGAAAAACUAUCAUGCGGGACCGAAUGGUCUUCUUUCGAUUGUUCGUCAAGAACUCUGGCCGACUGGUGCAAGAACGAUCAUCAAGCAAGUUGUCAAUCGCUGUUAUCGAUGUUUCAAACAAAAUCCAAAACAAGUGAAUCAAUUCAUGGGUGAUCUUCCCAGUUAUCGUGUGACACCAUCACCGGUGUUCGCCGAAACGGGUAUCGAUUAUGCUGGACCAUUUACCCUCAAAGAAGGUGUAAGGAAGCUAAAACUCUACAAGGCGUAUGUCGCUGUGUUUGUGUGCAUGGCGACGGGGUUACCCCAGUGA
Messenger RNA from Wyeomyia smithii (pitcher-plant mosquito), 966 nucleotides. RefSeq lists its product as uncharacterized. Lineage: Eukaryota; Metazoa; Arthropoda; Insecta; Diptera; Culicidae. The coding region runs from base 1 to 966 and encodes 321 amino acids. The record is from RefSeq and is a predicted model, not a curated record. The transcript has 2 exons.